Molecule: messenger RNA, 1837 nt
Organism: Plasmodium vivax (malaria parasite P. vivax)
Lineage: Eukaryota; Apicomplexa; Aconoidasida; Haemosporida; Plasmodiidae
Product: 3-hydroxyisobutyryl-coenzyme A hydrolase, putative
Exons: 1
Coding region: 287-1837 (516 amino acids)
Biological process (GO): L-valine catabolic process
Molecular function (GO): 3-hydroxyisobutyryl-CoA hydrolase activity
Source: RefSeq, a predicted model, not a curated record
GCUUCAAAUGGGUGCCUUUUCCAUCUGCACAUAGCUUUGCAAGUCCCACACGUGAAACGAGGAACAUAUUCAUAUUUUAUGCCAACCCCCCCUUUUUCCACAACUUGUUGCAUUUUGUUAAGUUCUUUUUCGUGCAAUUUUCAACGCCUUCAAAAAAAAAGGGGGGAAAUAUUUACCAAACAAAGGCAUACACGUGUAGAGGCGCGGUUGGGCAUUGCCAAGCAUUCGCAACACAUACGCGUAGCGAAGUAACACCCCGCCGCUUCCGACCGCCCACAACGCAGGUAUGCAAAAAUUAGGCUCGCGACUCCAUCUGGGAGAGGCCAAGUGCGGAAGACGGGGCUUUCAGCAUUAUGUAGUCAAGCCUGAGAGGGGCGGCUCUCUUUUUUGUGCGCGCCAUUUUUUUGCCAGAGAAGCCAACCCGCAGAGUGAGUUGAACGGCGCUCCCUUCUGCGAAAGGAGACAAGUCAGCGGCUUCUUCACCAAAGCGAGGAACAACUGCUCCGUCGAUGGAAAAGGAAGAAAUGAAAUACUUUUUGAAAAAAUGGAAAAAAAAGAUAGCAAUAUACUCCAUAUGACGAAGCAGAGCGUGUCCAGUGAGAAAGCAGCCACAGUCGAUUCUGCGAAAGGGGGAAGCGGGGAAGGAGAGCCACUUCUAAAACAUGGGGAUGAAGACAAAGUGGCCAGUCGAAAGGGGGAGAACCAAAGUAGGGAACCCCUCCCCCCAGUCAUAGACCUAGAACUGUCCGAAGUGUGGUCCAAAAAAACGCUCAUUCUAAAUUUCAAAAAUAGCGUAUUCGAAAUAAUUUUAAACAGGCCAGAAAAGCUAAACGCAAUUAACAAAGAUAUGAUUAACGGGUUGCUAAACAUUGUGAAGAGCCUAAACAGCGAUGAUAGGUGUCACCUGAUCAUCAUAAAAAGUAGCAACACGACGUGCUUCUGCUCCGGUUCCGAUGUCAAGGACAUUGUCCAAAAUAAAGAAAAAGGGAUGCAGCAUUUGAAGCAGCUCUACAUGUACAUUCACUACUUAUCCAAAAUGAAAAAACCUGUCUUGUGCAUAUGGAAUGGUUAUGCUAUGGGAGGAGGUUUAGGGAUUUCCAUGUAUGCAAAAUUUAGGGUAAUAAAUAAGAAGGCCAUAUUUGCCAUGCCUGAAAAUAAGAUUGGCUUCUUCCCAGAUAUCAGUUGCUCCUACUUUUUUAAAAAAUAUUUCGGAAGGAACAUUGGGCUGCAUCUAGGGUUGACAUCCCUACGAUUAAACGAAGCAGAUUUAGUCAACUUUAAAAUUUGCAGCAAUUACGUUGAAGAUGUGGGUGGACUGCUCAACGAGAUUUACAACAUUGGGAGGCCAAACCAGAAGGAGUUCGAGAGGGAACUCUCCACCAUUUUAGGCAAGUACCCCCCGAAGGUCACUACAGAGACGAAGCCGGUACUUACCCACGAGCUGAUUAGCAACAUUGAUAGGUACUACAGUGUGGCCGCUAACCUAAACGAUCUUCUUAGCAAGUUGAAGAAGGACCAGCGCAACCCCUUUUGCCAACAAACGCUAGAAGCUAUAAACCAGAACUGCCUCUCCAGCUGCAACUUAUGGUUUGAGUAUUUCCUUUACAAUUACGAUAAGCCCCUGGAGGAGGUGCUGGACAACGAUUUUAAAAUUACGCAGCAUUUUUUGUACCACACAGAUACUUUCGAGAAGGGCGUAACGGAACUGCUCGUGAAGAAAAAUAAAUCCUUCAAGUGGAGCUCCGCGCGGGAAAGUGGCGAUCUGCACGCGGGUCCAAGCGUUGAAGAUAUUCUGACGAACAGCGGGUUGCUGUCCAUUCGGGGGGAGCUCACAUGA